Chaetomium globosum CBS 148.51 is the source of this 465-nucleotide messenger RNA. Its product is annotated as Cu/Zn superoxide dismutase. Bases 1 to 465 code for a protein of 154 amino acids. Lineage: Eukaryota; Fungi; Ascomycota; Sordariomycetes; Sordariales; Chaetomiaceae. Gene Ontology annotation, molecular function: copper ion binding; superoxide dismutase activity. The record is from RefSeq and is a predicted model, not a curated record. Gene Ontology annotation, biological process: removal of superoxide radicals. The transcript is spliced from 5 exons.
AUGGUCAAGGCUGUCGCUGUCGUCCGUGGUGACUCGAAGGUCACUGGCUCCAUCAUCUUCGAGCAGGAGUCCGAGUCCUCCCCUACCACUGUCACCUGGGACAUCACUGGCCAUGACGCCAACGCCAAGCGUGGCAUGCACAUCCACACCUUUGGCGACAACACCAACGGCUGCACCUCGGCUGGCCCGCAUUUCAACCCCCACGGCAAGACCCACGGCGCCCCGGUUGACGAGAACCGUCAUGUUGGUGACCUCGGCAACAUCGAGACAGACGCUCAGGGCAACUCGAAGGGCACCGUGACCGACAAGCACAUCAAGAUCAUUGGCCCCGAGAGCGUCAUUGGCCGCACUGUCGUUGUCCACGCUGGCACUGACGACCUCGGUAAGGGGGGCAACGAGGAAUCCCUCAAGACCGGCAACGCCGGCCCCCGCCCUGCCUGCGGUGUCAUUGGCAUCUCGCAGUAG